UGACUUUUCAAACUUAAAAAUCAAAAGAUCGUUUUCAGUUAUUUUCGAUAUUUAACCGGUUUCAAUUCAAUAACGAUAAUAUGUCGGAUUCCAAAUCAAGUUGCUCUGGAAGAGAGAAGCACAACAAAAGAUGCGAUACUCUCGAAUACAGAAAACAAAACAAAAAAAGGAGCGGAAUCUUUGCUUAUAGGAAAGAGUAGGAAACAAAAGAGCCCCCCCCCCCCCCCCCCCCCCCGAGACAAAUUUUCCUUCAUCAUGAAUCCUGAGAGAAUCUAAGGCCCGGUGUAAGAUAAUGUACGACAAUUUUGACGUGUUUGUACGAUAAUUCCCCGCGACGAAUCUGGCAACGCUGAUGGGUGAUGGUUGAUUGAAUUGUUUUGUCUUUUAUCAUGUUUGAUUUGUGAAGGAUGUGAAAAUAAUGAUUGAAUCAAAUAAAAUAUUAAUAACAUAAGUGUACCCUUUCAUCGUUUCACAUUCAUCGAGUGGAAUAACCGUGCAUUCACAGUGGAAAGCUGGACAUUUGAGCAAAGGUAUUAGAACCAUUUUAAAUGUAAUGACUGCUUCAAGAAUCAUACGCGGCACCAGAGCCAAAAUAGUCCUGUACGUUUGCGGUAUAUUUAUUGUAACGGCUAUUAUAGCUUGCUAUAAUAAUACACUAUCCCAAUUAGACGAUGUUCGAAGGUCCAAUGAAAUAUGUCACCAACAAGAGGAGAAUCUCGGCACACAACUUCAAGUUAUAUCAGACUACAAAGUAAGAAUUGAGAAAAGCCUGAAGGCUGAGAAAACUGAUCAUCAGCAAACAAAACUUACAUUAGAAGCUCAGCUGAAUGAAGAAAGGACAAAAAAUGAGAAAAGUUUUGGAGAUGUGAAGAUAAAAUUCUCUUCCCUUCAGCAGCAUUAUAAUAUAUUACAGACUGAACAUGAGGACUAUAAAGAAGAGUGUAGUAAAACUCAACAAAAACAACAAGAAGAAAUCAAUGAUCUUCAGUCUAAAAUAGAAGAACUGAAGGAAGAAAUAAAGAAAAUUAAAGCCUCAAAAGAAAGCCUUAAGACUGAAUACAUAGAACUUCAAGUGCAAAAAGAAAACAUUGAUAAACAACUUAAACAAAGCAAUAGUAACAAAAAUGAAAAUGAGAGCCAAAUCCUACAUCUGACAAAGGAGAAUGAGGACCUAAAGCAAGAAUUGCAACAGUUGAAAGAAAAAUGUUCAUUCCAAGAUACAAUACAAGAACCUAGGGCAAUGGAUGACACAUCAUCUACAAAGCCUAAACUGAGUUCAGCAGCUGAUAGCAACAACAACUUUUUUAAUAAAAACAAUGUUCUGAAACAGCCUAGCAGUAGCCAAGCUAACAUUGCAUCUUCUAAAUCAUCUACAAAAUCUGGUUUUCAAAAUUCUCCUGGUGCCUUAGAUAAUGCAAAACCUUUAUUGGUACCAACUGUCACACCAGAUAGUUUGAAACCUAAGGUACUACCAGCACCAGACACAAAAAAGUUACCUGAAGGUGUGGUAGCUUUUCCAGAAAAGAAAAGUGAGGAACCUCAGGUAGAGAUUAACAAUAAUAGAUAUCAAAAUGUUAAUCAGGCAGCAGUUGAACACAAAGAACCAGCAAAAGAUGAUGCGGACCAUGGUGCUCAUGAAGUAUUUGACCCUCCCCAAAAUCAUCUAGAAGGUAUUGGGUUUGGGGAAGCAGGAGAAAACCAGAUGUCUAAUGGUGAAAAUGUAAAGAAAUUACAAGUGGGAUUGGAAAAAGAACAAAAUAAGGAGAAAAAGAAUCAAGAUAAUGAUCAACAAGACUAUAAAGAGCUUGAAAAUGAAGAGGAUGAUGAUGCAGAGGGUUAUGAAGAUCACUUAGCUAGACAAAAGGACCCAGCUGUUCGAAAUUAGGGUAUUUUUAAAAUAAUUAAGAAUUUAUUUUGGUUUUAUGUAUAUAACAGUGUUUGUGGGAAACUCAGUUUGAUAUAAGAGUAUUAUACGUUUUUACGUUAUUUCUCUUUGGUACACUAUAUCUGUUGUUCUUUUAGGCUAUACGUGUUGCUAGAUUGUUGCAAAAGUUGUUUCAGUAUUUUUCGUGUACAUAUCGCAUUUAAGUAGAAUAUUUUUUAAUAAUUAUCUAAGCUUAUAGACAUCAGGUACUUGUAAAAGGUAUUUAAUACUUUUUAUGACUCUCCUCAAAAAUACCUCCAUAUGAAGUAGGUGAAAAUAGUCUUGUACUGUCAUUAAUCUAAAAAGCAAAAUAACAUUAGGUUCCUAUGAUAGGCGUAUGUUAUACAGAUACAAAUAUUUUGAUUAGGUUGUAUUAGUUUUAUACAGAUUCCCAAGCAGGAUGCGGCGAUAAAAUAAAAAAAGUGAUAAGAGAAACAUAUAUAUAUACACACUAUGGGAAAUUUAGUAAAAUUAACACGAAUCAAAUGAAAUAGUAGGACAGUUUCACUAAGCAAUAUAGUAUUCACAAAAAUUAUCACAAUUUGGUACUGUGUGGUACUUUGUUUACUUCAGUUUAUAGAAGAAUCGUUAAAGACAAACAGAUAAUGCAGCAAUAAAAUUUUCCAAAACAUUUUUUCUUAUAACAGAUGACAUGCCCUACUUGCCUCACUUUAUAUACUCUGAGGAUUUCAAUGUGCCUGUUACUACUUUUAAUGUAGUCUUAUUUGUUGGUGAAUAUUCAUUUGGGGUUACAGAUUGACGUUUAUAUAUACUUUUUCACUGAUUUUGUAUACAAUUACUUUUGUAAAAAAUUAUGAACAAUAAAACUGCCAUUGAUACA
Molecule: messenger RNA, 2765 nt
Organism: Acanthoscelides obtectus
Lineage: Eukaryota; Metazoa; Arthropoda; Insecta; Coleoptera; Chrysomelidae
Source: the annotation of a GenBank genome assembly